Lactuca saligna is the source of this 831-nucleotide messenger RNA. The record is from the annotation of a GenBank genome assembly. Lineage: Eukaryota; Viridiplantae; Streptophyta; Magnoliopsida; Asterales; Asteraceae.
CACACAUGAACAUAAAAAUUUACGAUUCUUGAAUUUCUUACGAUCCUUUUAAACAUGUUGAUAUAUUCUUCUUCUGAAGCAGAAGACUCCAACGAUCAUAAUGUUCCAACUACCAAAUUGUUUGGUCGUGAAAGAUCUGUACAUUCCUUACUUGGUGGAGGACAUGUUGCAAACUUACUUUUAUGGAGAAACAAAAGCUUGUCAGCAGCAAUUCUGCUAGGAAUUACGAUGAUCUGGUUUCUCUUUGAAGUUGUUGAGUACAACUUUGUUUCUUUAAUCUGUCACAUCUCGAUCCUUGUCAUGUUGAUCGUCUUUCUCACAUACACAGCAGCAAAAUUCGCGAAUUGGGAUCUUCCUGAUAUACAUGAGAUAACGAUACAAGAAUCUGUAUUCAGAUGGUUGUAUAGGAAAGUAAAUUGGGUGUUACUCCGAUUCUAUGAGAUCUCAAGCGGGGAAAAUUUCAUUGAGUUUUUCUUGGUGAUCGGAUCUUUAUGGAUGAUUUCAGUUCUUGGCAGUUAUUUCAGUUCUUUGAAUCUCUUGUUCUUCUGUUUUAUUUGUCUUGGAACUUUACCGGUAUUGUAUGAACAAUAUGAGCGAGAAGUUGAUCGCCUCAUACGCAAAGGGAGCAAAGAUGCAAAAAAGGUGUUGAAGAAAUUUGAUUCCAAAGUGCUAAACAAGAUCCCAAGAGGACCAGUUAAGGACAAGAAGCGCAAAUAAAUGUUAAAUACUUUUAUCUUCAAAUUCAAAAGACAUGUAUGUAGUAGUAAUGUUGUAUACUUGUAUAUAUCUCGAGAAAGCUUAUAUAUACCAUAAAAAUUAACUUGUUGGAAU